Messenger RNA from Dunckerocampus dactyliophorus (ringed pipefish), 6312 nucleotides. Its product is annotated as collagen alpha-1(XIX) chain. The record is from RefSeq and is a predicted model, not a curated record. Bases 208 to 3318 code for a protein of 1036 amino acids. NCBI's taxonomy places the organism in Eukaryota, Metazoa, Chordata, Actinopteri, Syngnathiformes, Syngnathidae. The transcript is spliced from 51 exons.
GGAGGGCCACUUCGGUGCAACUAAUAAGGAGCUCGAUCAGAAGGCGAUCCCACUCUGACUUUUAUUUCCAAGUCCUCAAAACCGGAGUCGGAUUGAUCGUUAUCUCACAUGGAUUAUGCUUGUCUCGCUGCCUUUUAUUCCUUAGUGCCAUAGAGGAAACUUUCCCUGCUCCUGUUUUCAAGAAAGCAGCCUUCCAGUGCCAGAGCCAUGAUUGGCCUGCUAAGAUGGACGGCUUUCCUGUGGACUGUACACUUAACUCCUUGCACUUUUGGAAUGGCAGUGAAUGAACGAGCAGAUGGCUCAUGUUCACUAAUGAAUGUAGAGGAACACAGGUUUUCUGAUGUCUUAGAUCAUCCUCUGGAAAUCAGAGGAUUUGAUCUCACAGAGAAGUUUCUUUUGAGAAAAGGGACAGUCUCGGAAGACCUGCCUUCAUUUCGGCUGGGAAGCAGCCCCCUUAUCAAGCCAACCAAGCAAAUAUUCCCAAACGGCUUGCCAAGUGAAUACUCUCUGGUCACCAUCUUCCGGGUAAGAAGAACUACAAAAAAAGACCGCUGGUAUCUUUGGCAGAUAUUCGACCAGGCUGGAGACACUCAGGUGUCGGUUGUGGUUGACGGCGGCAAGAAGACGGUGGAGUUCUCUUCACGGGGCCUGCUGAACAAUGUGCUCCGCUACACGUUUAAAAGCCGUGACUUACACGCCCUCUUUGAUCGCCAGUGGCACAAGCUGAGCUUUUCUAUACAGAGCAACAUCGUCUCUGUUUACAUGGACUGCAAGCUAAUAGAACGGAGGCUGACCGAUGAGAGAGACGCCGUUGAACCCAGUGGCCGCACACUGAUCACCACCAGAAUAGAGGAUGGACGGCCGGUGGAUGUUGAACUCAAACAAAUUCUCAUCUACUGCGACCCUUAUAUCGUUGAGAUGGAAACAUGCUGUGAGAUACUGGAGCAAAAGUGUGAAGACAAGAAGACAUUUAAUGGCACCUCCCCUCCCCCGGUUGCACCUCAGCUCCCACAGAUGCUGUCUCAGCCGGCCAUACAGCCAAUUGACAGAUGUCACUGUCCAGCUGAAAAGGGCGACCCAGGAGAGGCUGGAAUUCAUGGACUCCCAGGUCAAAAGGGAGAAGUCGGAUCAGAAGGGCAGAAAGGGAUCGAUGGGGAAAAGGGACCUCCAGGUGACCCAGGGCCAGUUGGUCCAGUAGGUCCCAAGGGAGAAAAAGGUGAUGUUGGACUCACCGGAGCUCCUGGGCUGCCUGCUGACAAAGAAUGUCUCAAAGGAGAUCAGGGACUUCGGGGUGACAAAGGAGAAAAGGGACUGGAUGGACCGUCAGGCCGGCCAGGAGAAGCAGGCAAGGAGGGCAAAAGGGGGCGCAGGGGAAAGACUGGGGAGUCUGGACCUGAAGGCAAACCUUCAGUGGGAAAAAUCUGCUAUGUUCACAUGCAGGGGGAGAAAGGCGAGACUGGAGUCCCGGGAGAAAAGGGGACGAAAGGAGACAGCGGAGAGCCUGGUCAGCCAGGUGCCGAGGGGGCCGACGGUAUGAAAGGACAGAAAGGUGACGCUGGCCCUCCUGGUCCCCCUGGUCCUGUGAUGACAGCUCAUGGAUUGAGGCAGCUCUCUGGAACUGAUGAACCGCUGAAUGCACCUAAAGGAGAAAAGGGGGAUAGAGGGGAAAUUGGAGCGCAAGGACCACAAGGCUUCAAGGGAAACAUCGGGCUGCCAGGAUUGAAAGGAGAUCAAGGUCCAGAGGGCAAGCAAGGCUCGUCUGGACCCACUGGACUCCCUGGCCUCCCAGGAGAGCCAGGAUCGCCAGGGGAGCCUGGAAGAAAUGGCCUAAAAGGAGAGAAGGGGGACUCAGGAGCAGUGAUGGGACUGCCAGGCCCCAAGGGCGAGCCCGGAGAGCCUGGAUAUGUGGGCGAUGGGCUAUCUUUGUCCAGAGGCUCUCGUGGCCCCAAGGGGGAGCGGGGCGUCCCAGGACUGCCUGGAGAGCACGGUGAAAAAGGCGAGCCUGGAGAGAGCAUCACAGGCAUGCCUGGACCCAUGGGACCCCCAGGGAAGGCAGGGAUUGAGGGUCCUCGUGGUGCACCGGGUUCUUCUGGGCUUCCUGGAGCCCCAGGAAGAGAGGGCCCCCCUGGCAGACCGGGCCCCCCAGGCCCUGCUGGACCUCCAGGUGAACCAACUGCACUACCAAUCGUUGGAGAUAUGGGGGCUUUGCUUAAGAACGCCUGCAGUGUUUGCCAGAUGAGAGUCUCCGGGUUGACUGGGCAGAAGGGAGAGAAGGGCUCCCCUGGAGCGCCGGGACAUGAUGGCAUGGUGGGAGAAAAGGGAGAUCCAGGUGUUAGAGGUCCAAUGGGGAAUCCUGGUAAAGAAGGCCCAAAGGGAGUGAAAGGAGAGCGAGGCUUCACAGGCCCCACAGGAGAUAAAGGUGAUGAGGGGCCUUCUGGAGCUCCUGGACUCCCUGGAGUUACUGGUCGCACUGGGGAGCCAGGGCUCAUGGGUCGGCCUGGGCCCAUGGGUCAAACAGGGACGAAAGGUGAUAAGGGAAAUGAAGGACCUCGUGGACGACAAGGCCUUCCAGGACCUCCAGGUGCACCCUAUGUGGAGGGCAAUGGGAUGAGCAGCCUGUACAAGCUGCAGAGUGGUGGAGCUAUUUUAGGACCCCCUGGAGCUCCCGGUGCUCCGGGCCCCAAAGGAGAUGAAGGACUUGCAGGGGAACCAGGGCCUAUGGGAUUACCUGGGCUUGAAGGGCUACCUGGUGCUAAGGGUGAUGUUGGUCUGCCUGGUCCACCCGGAAUAUCAGGUCCUCCAGGAAAGCCCGGCCCACGGGGAGAACCAGGGAUCCCAGGAGAGCCGGGUGAAAGGGGGCCACUCGGAGAGACAGGAUUCCCGGGACCCGAGGGACCCCAAGGUGUUGCUGGCAGGCCUGGGAAAGAUGGAACUCCUGGCUACAAGGGCGAUCCCGGUAGACCAGGUGACAGAGGAUCCAAAGGGGAACGUGGUGAUCCAGGAAUUCCUGGAGAGAGAGGUGUUCAGGGUGAAAGAGGACGCCCUGGAGAUGGUGGCCCCACAGGACCAAGUGGACCUGCUGGACAAAAAGGGGAUCCAGGCCCUCCGCCACAGUUGGGCGACACCACCUUCAUGGAGGAACUCAAAAUGUUCAUCAGGGCUGAAAUAUUAAGGGUCUUUGAAGAAAAGCUGUCGAGCUCUGCCCUGCUGAAGAAGAUACCCGCAGGUCUUUUAGCCUCACAAACCCAGGGACCUCCAGGCGCCCCUGGCAAGGAUGGCUUACCAGGAGAGCCUGGACCUCCUGGUCCCCAAGACUGAGGGGCGGGCAGCAGAGGAAAAGGCCAGGAGUGUGUGGCGCACAGCGGCUCUCUGGGAAAUAUGAAGACAAAUGAAGAAUUGACUGUGAAUGAGGGUUUUAUCAAUCCUCAAUCCAAGGGGGGGAAACGCUCUGAAAUCCAAAAAUGAGUGAGGAAAGAGGGUGGACUGUUAGUUAGAACUGUAAUUGGCCAGGCUUUAGUCUUCCAACUGGCUUAGAAUUGUGUUGAGCUUUGGAUCUACCUCACAAGACCAUAACAUGUUUACACAGCUAGGAAAUGAGAUGCUGCUGCCCCCAUUCAUGAAUAAUACAGCAACUGGAAAGCUGACUAUAAAUGGGUGCUGUGCUGCACAGCUCCUGGAUUUUUAUUUUUAUUUUUGUUUGCUUGUUUUAUUUCCUCUGCUUCGUGAGAGUGGUUUAUAGGUUCGUCUUAAUGCAGCUUUGCAAUAAAUAUUUACUGAGAAUGAAGAGGAAAGUUAUCUCCCUUGAUAAAUCAAACAUUCAACAACUCCCUAAUUCUUUCUUUGUUGACUCCACUCUUCUGGGGGAGCGACUUUGGGGGGUAAUAUUUCCUCAUUAUUUCUCGUUAUCCUCUGCUGGAGACCGUGCUCCUCUGAAACAUCCAAUUUGGCUUCUUCUCUAUGCCAAAAUGAAUUGUUUAUGGAGAAAAAUAACCCCUAUGUUAAAUGUACAGUCACAGGCUGUUAAUCACAAGGAUGCAUGCUGAAUAUCAUCCAUUCAUCUUUUCAUUUUAAUCCUGAAUUUUGCUUUUUCUAUGUUUUGUUCUUCAGCUCAUCCUGUGAAUAACCACACGUUGUUUUGACAUCAUUUUUGUAUAUUAGAGUAUAUGCAUUUAAUAUUGACUGAACCUGUGUUUUAUGCUUCAUUUUGUAUAAUAUACAAAGAAUUGAAGUAGUUGGUUUUCACUGCUGUUCUUUCGGUUGGACAUAAAAUUAACAAAUAGACGUCGGUGUUAAUGUUGUUUACAGCCAUCUACAGAAAGGCGCACGACUGUGAUCCAAUCAAGUUUGAAUCCCCUGUGCAACAGCACGAUUUGUUUACUAACAUAUUUUACCGAUUAGUGCCGCUAGAUGCAAUUUGUUUCCCAACACGCAAUGGCAUUUUGGAUAUAUAAGCGUGCACCAAUCUAGUUUGCUGCCCAAUUUCAUUGCCCUGUGUGCUGCUCAGUAUUUCUUCUUGCUCAAGGUUCGGAGUAUUCUCUCCUCCAGAGCGUGUCUCCUCCCUGAAUGAAAUCCCCCAGGCUCUGUGAGUGCUGAAAAGUCUCAUUAUUGCAACAAUGGGCUCUCUUCCACCCCUGCCCCUCCUACCUUUUUUUUUCUUUAUCGUUCACGCUCACUUUUGGAGCGAUAGCAAGGUCUUUUUCGGAGAUUUUCUGUGACAUGUAAGCGUUGAAGCGUUUCUCCUUUGGGCCAAGUGGUGCGAUGCUUGAUGCUCCUGUCAGUACACACAAGAUGCACACCAGGCUACAUGCUGGUUCUAAAUGCAUUGCUUCUAUUGCCUCAUGGGGGAGGGGGGGAUAAUGUGCACAUUCUAACAUGCUUGUUGCUUGGGAAGUGUAAAGAAUAAAAGCAUGGAGUGGAUGUUUUAUGCCACGGACCUACUAAAUAUGAGUGCAGCUAGUUAUGAUCUACUUGUUCUUACAAGUACAGUGGAACCUCAAAUCCCUAACGCCAAAUAGCACCUAAAAUUGGGAGUCUGACCUAAAUUAUCUGGAAAAACGGUAAUGGUAAUUUCUUGUUAUUUGUUUCGGACACGCUUAACAUGUUCUCAGCAAUUACUUUAGUUUAUAGUUUUCAAUCGAUCCCCGUUUUUCGCCAGUGUUUCUUUCCGAGCCUAACAGUGAAUGGCGAAAUUGAUACGCCCAAAAAAUGUCUAUUUUUGACACAUAACUAUGGUGCAUUCAAGGACCUCCAAUCAAAGUGCAAAAAAAGAUGAUCAGUGAAGCAUAAAACAUGCAAUAAUGAUGGCUUUGUAAGAGUGGUACAUGCAUGCUGUGCAUUUUACCAGCAUCAUUACGUAUUUAUAAAAUAAUACCGGCUUAGGGUGAAUGAGGUGUGUUUUCUGAGGGAAAAACAGGUUUUUAUUUUAAAGGGGGGAUUUCUUCUAACAAUGAAUAAUUGUUCUUAAAAUAAUGAUUAUAAAUAAGUCAUAGUUUUCAUUUAUAAUAAUAAUAAUACAUUUUAAAACAAUUAUUAAUUAUUUUUCCAUAAAAUAUAAAAAAUAAUCAUAUUUUUCUUAAUAAUAUCUAAUAAUUAAAUUCUUUUUUUUUUUUAUAAAAAGCCGCAAAUUUGUGGGGCCAUGAAUGCUGAAUUGUAAAUGUGUGUUCCCUUCAUGUGUUUUGCAUGUUCCACUGUUACCAAUUUCUAAUAAGGACAGAAAAGAAUAGCGAAUUAUAUCAAAUGCAGUGAUGAAAGAAAGGGGGAAAAAAGAGGUCUUGAAAAAAAUCCAAAUAAGAAAUAAAUACAUAGGAAAAAAAAUAACUAAGCACAGGAGUAACGAGCUGACAGAAGCCUGGGAUGUAUAAAUAAAUAUGGAUAAGCUAUAUAUAUAUAUAUAUAUAUAUAUAUAUAUAUAUAUAUAUAAAUAGUGAUAAAUGAAUGAAAUGAGGAUAAAGUCAUAUGAAUAUUUAAUAUAGAUUCAUAUAUAAUGUGUCACACAAAAAGUGAGCACAGCUGACUAGCCUUCAUUUCAUAUCAACAUAUUAACUGUGUGAUAGCUUUGGUUUGAUUGGACUCUCAACUUUUUGUGUACAAAUGACUUUGAUUUGGAUCCUCUGUGAUUGGUGUUAUGCAUUUGAGUCCCAUCUGUUUGUGCUGUUUGACACGGAGCAGCGCUCAGCAGUGGCAUUUUCGACUGCGACUGUACCUUAGCUUCUCACGCAAGCUGCCACGCGCUGGAUGCUUGCCAUAUGCUUGUCACUUGUCAUCAAAAGGUAGUUAAUAUUGCAAAAUGAUCUUUUUCACAUGUCAUUAAAG